Acyrthosiphon pisum (pea aphid) is the source of this 1451-nucleotide messenger RNA. Its product is annotated as piggyBac transposable element-derived protein 3-like. The transcript is spliced from 5 exons. The annotation marks the transcript as partial. Lineage: Eukaryota; Metazoa; Arthropoda; Insecta; Hemiptera; Aphididae. The record is from RefSeq and is a predicted model, not a curated record.
CAAAUGUUCAUCCAUGUCAACCUGGCCCAUCAAAUUCACCACUUGCUAUCCCACUUGAUGAAAUUGAUGAAGAAUGUGAUACCAAUUGGGAACCAACACCCAAGAGAAAGAAAAAGCAAAGUUGUUCAGUAAAAAAGAGCAAACAAUCAAACUUGAAGAAAACAAAACCAAAACCAAAAAAGAAUACACCUGUAACAACUGAACAUGCUCCUGUAACCGAGGAUGUGACAGAUGAAUACCAUCGCAUUUGGAGAAAAAAGGAAAGUAAAACUGAUGUUCCAAGCUAUAAUAAUUCUGAAAGUCCAGUUGAAGAUUUAUUUCUUGAUACAAGUCCUACUGGUGUUUUUUUGACUUUAUUUGAAGGUAUACUUGAUCAUAUUGUAUAUCAAACUAAUUUAUAUGGCACACAAAAAAAUUUAAAUUUAAAUAUAAAGCCAUAUGAAGUUUUGAAUUUUUUGGGAAUUAACUUUUUAAUGGGCUAUCAUAGGCUACCAAGUUGGAAACAUUAUUGGAGUUGUGCACCAGAUUUAUCAGUUCCUUUUGUGGCUGCCACAAUGAUAAGAAAUCAUAAUAAUGAUAAACUUUACAAACUGAAACCAACUGAAACCAACCAACUAUCUAUUGAUGAAUCUAUGAUUCUUUUCAAAGGUAGAAGUACAUUAAAACAGUAUAACCCGAUGAAGUUUAUUAAAAGAGGUUAUAAGUUAUGGUGUCUAGCAGACCAAAAAGGUUACAUAAAAAAAUUUCAGGUAUAUCAAGGAAAAGAUGAACAAUUAGAAAAUGAAUUUAAAGAUUGUGGUCUAGGUGAAAGAAUUGAGAACAGUUUAGCGUGUGGAACAAUACGAGCUCAUAGAAAAGGUAUUCCUAUAAUUCACGAUGACUCAAAAUUAGCAAGAGGAUCUACAGAUUACAAAAUAACUGACUCUGGAAUUGAAGUUUUUAAGUGGAAAGAUACAAAAUCAGUUUUGUUAGCAUCAAACUACCAUGGCACAGAAAAAACCACUGUUUUAAGAAAAAACAAGCAAGGAGUGUCUACAGAAAUACCUUGUCCCCAGAUAAUAAAGGAUUACAACAACUAUAUGGGAGUAGACCACGCAGACCAACUGAGAGUUACAUAUGGAGUAGAUAGACGGUCAAAGAAGUGGUGGCACAGGCUCUUCUGGGGUAUGAUUGAUAUUCUAUUUGUAAACGCUUAUAUAAUAUAUAAAGACCUGAACGGACCAAUGAAACUAUUAGAAUUUAGACACAUUGUUGUUCAAGGGCUAAUAAAUAAAAAAGAACAACCAACACCAGUACGAGGUCUCUUUCAAAGAAAACCUAAAGAAAAUAAAGGUCAAAUAAAUAAGCGCAGAGGAAAAAAUUGGUCUGUUCCAAAUGAUUGGGAGAGGGCUGGCGAGGGCGCUGGAAUGUUUCUUAUGGGGGCUAGAGCCCCCUUGGCCCCCGUCUAUUAG